This is a messenger RNA of Fukomys damarensis (Damara mole-rat), 1236 nucleotides long. RefSeq names its product transmembrane protein 80 (gene Tmem80). Gene Ontology annotation, cellular component: ciliary transition zone. The transcript has 4 exons. Gene Ontology annotation, biological process: non-motile cilium assembly. Bases 172 to 543 code for a protein of 123 amino acids. Lineage: Eukaryota; Metazoa; Chordata; Mammalia; Rodentia; Bathyergidae. The record is from RefSeq and is a predicted model, not a curated record.
CUCUGCCAGGCCUUGGCUUUGGCAGGCAGCCCCUUGGGGCUGAUCACGGCCCACAGCCAGGACAGAUGGCAGAACCAGCCUCUCUGGUUUGGCUGCCUGGGCACGUGCACCCCAGAGUGCUGAGCUUGAGGAUCCUUGACCACUUACCAGCUCUCCUCAGUUCCUCUUCAAAUGCUGUUUCACCUCAGUGGGAUAUACUACGCUCUGUAUUUUCUGGCCACGCUCCUGAUGAUCGUAUAUAAAAGUUGGGUUUUCAGCUAUCCUCACCUCCAUCUGGGCCUCGACCUGAUGCUGCUGUCUCUGAUGGGGGUUCUGGAAGCAGCAAGGCUGUACCUAGGCAUGAAGGGCAACCUGACAGAAGCCAAGGUGCCACUGGCUGCCAGCCUGGCCCUCACAGCGGGUAGUGGGCUACUUUCUGUCUACUUCCUUCUCUGGCAGACCCUGGUGCUGUGGGCAGACUGGGUUCUCAGCACCACACUCCUGGCUCUGCACAGCCUGGAGGCUGCCCUGCAGGUGGUGGCAAUAGCAGCCUUUGUCAAAUAAACCCAACCUGCAGGGAGCCCUGCCCAGCCCACCACUGUCCUGCUGGUGUUCCAUGGACAGUUUAUCUUUGCAGGCAGAAGGAACUGGGGCAGAGAACACUGUUGGGCGUCCAGGCAUUGAGCUCAGCUCGGGGGACACCCCAGGGGAGCCUUCUCAGAUCCUGUGCCGGUCCUGGCAUCAGCAGACUGGCUACCCAGGGAGGACAGAGCCCUUGAGACAUGAGGCUACUGUGGGGUGGUCCGGUGGCUCUGCCCUGUUUCUGCCCUCGAGAAACAGGCCCUUGUGUUUCUGCAUCCAUCCAAAGGCAAGCUGGUCACCCGCACAGUCCCAUGUAUCCUCACAGCGGCUCUCCCCAGCCUACACUCCCCACACUGUCCCUAUCCAUGUCCUGAAACCCACUUUUCUCUGCUGCCCCGGGGAGCACCCCACAGGGAUGCUAUGUGCCAUGGUUUCCACCUCAACUACUUUCUUCUCCUGGGGGUACCGGGCGUCUGGGCAUGUGGAAAAUGGCUUCUGUCUGAGGUCUGUGAGCCAGACUGGACUACAGUAACGGCUGUGCUUACCACUGAACAAAUUCCAUCUCACGUCUGACUUUAUCCUUUUUCCAUCCUUGGAUUUUUAAGUGCUGCUUAAAAAGUAAAAAAAGUUGGCUAGGGAUGUAGUUUAGUGGUACAGUGCCUGUCUGGCAAGUGU